Molecule: messenger RNA, 2472 nt
Organism: Procambarus clarkii (red swamp crayfish)
Lineage: Eukaryota; Metazoa; Arthropoda; Malacostraca; Decapoda; Cambaridae
Product: pancreatic triacylglycerol lipase
Biological process (GO): lipid catabolic process
Molecular function (GO): triacylglycerol lipase activity
Source: RefSeq, a predicted model, not a curated record
UUCUAAGUGACGGAGGUGGACACACGUGUGGAAAGUGGGCAGCAGCAGCAGGAUCCGUGUUCUCUCUCUCUCGUUGCAGGGACCUCAACGCUUCCUUCCAAUGUCAGGUCAAGGAAAUGCAAGCACGAGGAUUGUUCAGGUGUUUGUGUUGGCUGUGGUGGUCGUGGUGGCCCCAGCAGCGACACAGACCAUGCUGGACCUCCUGUCAAGGAUCACUCAGGACCUGCCUGCCUUGUCCCGCGCCAUCAACACCUCUCCCUACUUCAACCUCUUCCCCAAGAACUCUGCCUUGCUUGCUAGAAGUGGAUCAAGUAAAGAACCUCUCGAGGAAAUCUGUUUUGGGGAGCUUGGUUGUCUGGAGACGACCGCUGACUUCUUCCACCCGUGGUACCGCCCCGUCAAUCUCCAGCCGGAGUCGCGUGAGGCCAUUGGUGUAGUUUAUAGGUUUUACUCGAGCGAGGACCUGAAGGGAGUGAGCGUACCUGCGCUACAACUCCAGAAUAUCCUCAAUUCUUCCUUCAGGCCAAACAGGAAGACAAAAAUCAUUUUGCACGGGUACCUCACUGGCAAAGAUGCUCCGUGGAUGAUGAACAUUGCUCGCGCCUUCCUGCACGUGGCAGACUUCAACGUGGUGAUGAUGGACUGGACUGCCGGGUCGUUGGGGAUGUACGAACAGUCUGUGGCCAACGCCCGGGUGGCCGGCCUGGAAGUGGCCCACCUCAUCCACUGGCUCCAGGACCACACGGGCCACAAACCCCAAGACGUCCACCUCAUCUGUUACUCCCUCGGGGCUCAUGUGUGUGGAUAUGCCGGGGAGCGGGUGUCCGGACUGGGGAGGAUCACCGGACUGGACCCGGCCCAGCCACAGUUCCAGCACAUGCCGGCUAGAGUCCGCCUGGACCCCUCCGACGCCCUCUUUGUCGACGUCAUCCACACCGACACCAUACCCUUCACCUUGUUUGGUGGAUAUGGACUCAGAGAACCACUUGGCCACGUCGACUUUUACCCCAACGACGGUCUCUACCAACCGGGAUGCCAGUCUCCAGUCACCAGGUGGAUGAGUAACAACGACGUCUCCAAAUUUUCAAAAGCGGUUGAGGACGCUCUGGGAUGCAGCCACAUGCGCUCCGCCGCCCUCUUCACAGACUCCAUAAUCUCCCAGUGCUCCUACAUGGCCUUCGCCUGCGACAGCUACCAGAAGUACCAAGCAGGGGAGUGCUUCAGCUGUGGUGAGAACGGCACCAGGUGUGCGCGCAUGGGCAUCCAGGCAGACACCUGGCUUGGCACCCAACCAGUUGGCCAGAUGUUCAUCUCGACUGGGUCGGCGAAUAAACUGUGCUUGUACCACUACCGGCUGAGGCUGGAGCUUGAGAAAGCCGGGGCGAGGAGCCGAGCUGGGAGCAUGAAGCUCUCUUUCUUCACCACAGCCGGUCUCUCCUGGACCUUCACGCUCUCCAUUGAAUCUACGGAUAAGAUCGAUCCUGACCAAGGGUACACCUUCCUGCUUGAACACGACGAGGAACUCGGCGCCAGCGUGUUCGCCAAGCUGACCUGGACGGCCAGGCGGAGCAUCGCCUGCCCCGCCUGUGACGCCAGCCUCCCCGUCUCCAGUCUCUCGCUCCUCAACAUAGAGAAGUCUGCCCAGAGGAAUCUUGGGGACCAUUCGAGUUCCGGUCCAGAGGAGGUUGUCCUGUGCCCUGGUGGCAGACGGGGCGUUCUCCUGUUGGGUUCCGGGGACACCACCAACCUGGAGCAGUCCCCCGGCUGCUACUACUCUGCUUGAUGUCUUCUCGUUGAAUAGCAUCAUCACUCCACUUGGUAUAUCGGCCACCCGUUGACAAGACCAUCACUUCACUUGGUCACAUGUUAAUCAUCUCUUCACGUGAUAUGAAACUUCAAGAACUGAGGUUUCAUGCGUUACUAAAUUUAAUUCUGCAUGAAGCAUAGCGCUACCCACCGUAGCUGCAGCAUAGCGCUACUCACUGUCACUGUAGCUGAAGUUACCAAUAAAUAUGUACAAAACUUUACCAAAUAUAUUAAUGUACAUAAAUACGUAUUUCAGAUUCCUUUUAACAUCUCUAGUUCUUUAUCAUUGUAUAUUUCAAAUAAAAAAUUUCCAUUAGAUUUGAUCUAUAAUUCAAAUUACAUUUCAGAAAGCCUCUUAUAGUUACUGAAAGAAAGCCUAGUAUGGUAAUUUUAAAUUUUGUUAAGCAUGUAAUACUAUUAUAGUGUAUUGAUUUUUGUGGCUUCAUAAAUCAUCAGGUUUAUAUGCGUAUAUCCUUAAUGGUGCUAUAUUAAGAGAUAUAAUCAAGGAGAUAUUGUAUCUCCUUGAGAUAUAAUAUCAAGUACCUCCUUGCUGAGGUUCUCUGAGAACUCCAAAAGUUUACCAUCGUCUAGGGUGCAGAUGAUGAGUCGCAAUAACGUGGCUGAAGAAAUGUUGACCAGACCACACAGUAGAAUAUGAAGGAACGA